AUGUACGUUGUCCAACAUCCAUCCUCAUCUCACCCAAAAGAGUGGGGGCUAUGGAUUCCGCUCUUGUCCCCUCCGUGCCUCAUCGUGCCGUACGCUUACCGCUAUCCUCACUCUAGGUCAAGAUACACCGGCAGAUACGACAGCGACCGCCGCUCUCGUUCGCCCCGUGAUCGCUCGCCUUACGGAGACAGGGCCUCCCAGUACAGUGAUGGCGACCGAGGACGUCCACCGGUAGAAUCGCGCUCAAACGCCAUUCCCUUCCAGUCGAACCGCGAUGCAUUUCGCGAUUCGCUGACGGGCCGGGAACCCCCGCGGGGACCCAGAGCGCUGGUGGAGCCCCCCAGCGGGCCUCGCAGCGGCGCCUACCAGGUCCGCGGAGGCAGAGGGCGGGGUCGCGGAUGGCGGGACGACAGCCGAGACCGAGGACGAGAUCGCGAGUUCGACGUGAGAGACCGGCCGCUGUUCCGGGACGAGAGAAGUCGCGAGCGCGAAAGAGAAUGGAGAGAGAGAGAUCGCGACGGGCGCGACAGUUUCCGGGGGAGGAGGCUCUCCCCCCCGCUAGGAAGAGGACGGUCGCCACCAGGAAGAGACUUUCGAGAUACUAGGGACCCGCCUCUUGGGGUAGACGCCGAAAGAGCCAGACGAGGGUCGAGAGAUGGGCCCCUCUCUGCGGGCUCCUCGAAUUCGGACCCACCGUUUGCUCCUUCGUCAUUCCGAGGCGGGUUUCCCCGCGGAGGUCGAGCACGCGGCCGCAGCGACUGGGAUAGAGGACGCGGGCGGGGUGCUAAUUUUUACGAGGACCGAGACCGGUAUAGCCAGCGGAGCCGCUCUCAGGAUCGGAUCUGGGGACGUGAUCCCCGAGAUGAUCGCGAUCGUGGAGACCGCUAUCCGGAUUCCGACAGGAUGCCUCAUCAGCGAGAUGAUAGGGACCCUAGGGAUCGGGGUGACAGGGACUUGAUUCGACCUAGAGUGGACCGAGUAUCCCACGAACCAUCGCCAUCAACGACCAAAGACAUAUCGCCACCGCCCAUUGCCCCGUCUGCACCCGCCUUUGGAUCCGUACCGAGCCGCCAACCGUCGUCUACCGACCUCCAGACCCUCACCGGCAAGGCCCCGCCGACGGGACCCCGUGCAUUGACCGAAGACAGAUCCAUGUCGGCGUCUCUUCCGAUAAUGGGCGACAGACAGCCACCUACCGGCCCCUCGAAACCAACAUUACCCGAUGGUAGCCCGCCAAUCCCCGUUGGCCCUCGGGCGCAGCAGCAGAAGCAGCAGAGGUCCAGCAAACAAUGGAUCAACCCUGCCAUAGUUGCCAACAAGAAGAUACCGGAAUCCCCAAAGAUCAACAGAUCGCAGAGCUUUGUCUCGCAGCAGGGAAGACCACCACCGUUCGGCUACCGGCCCGAGUCCUCGCACUCAGACCAGCAUGGCGAUUUCGAGCGACGACCCCGUAGUAGUGGUGCGAAGUCGGAACCCCAAGUUAACGCUGCCGACAUUCAACUGAGAGGCCUGCACAUCAGCGAGGCGAAUGGUGUCCCGUUGAACCUUCAAAGGGGCACGCGGUCAGCCCGUGCGUCCGUCGACCGGGACUCCGGCUUUCCGUACUCGGCACGAGAUUCGAAGGCGAGUGCGGCCGAGACGGCGAACGAAAGCAAGCCACAACAGCAUGCUGAUGGACCGCCGAGUCUUACGGGCUCCAAGAUUGGCACGGAUAAAGAAAGCAGGACCAAGCUUGAGGCUUCUGACCACAGCAAGCCGAGCUCCAAACCAAAGAGGCCAAUUGCGGUAUCAACGCCCGUUGGGAAGAUCUCCCUGCCUGCGAGACAGCCUCUCCCCCCUGUGACCGAGCAGUCGUCCGAGUCUGACGACGAGGAUAUGGACAUAUACUUCGAUUCGGAGAUGGCCAAGGCCGAAGCUGAAUUGAAGAAACUUGAAAGUGUCGGGGGCAGUGUUCCAACUUCCAUCGUCGCUCGCUAUGUGGCCGUGUCAAUUGAGGCAAUGGCGAGAGUGGCGAGUGAAGCGGAAGGGAUCAACGACAUGGUAGGGCCAGUACCUGAAGGAUUCACGUUCCCACCUUCGAAAGCGGGUGGUAAAGAACCAGGACCGGCUGCUCCGUCGGAGGUGGACGAGGCCCGGUCAUCGGCCCCGCCCGCUCCCGAAUCUGCUCCACUCCCGACGGUCGAGUUGGGCGGUGAUUCGUCGAUGCAACCGGAGCCGCAGCCCAAAGUCGAGGAGAUGGACACGGAUGGUUCAGGACUGCCUCCUGCCAUUUCCGUGCCUGCCCACGCAAGGGUGGACGACGUUGAUACCGAGAUGGAUGACGCCACGGAAACCGAGGAGCCAUUGAUUCACAUGCCCCAAGCCGUCGGCGUUAAUGGCGUCCCUGUCGAUGCUUCCAGGCUGUUGACCUUCCCUCCGGAUUAUGGAGAGCCUCUGUCGAGGAGGACCAGCCCAUCCCAGAUGGAGGACGACGACGAAACCGAGGAAGAAGAGAUCGAUUUUGCCUCGAUCGAGACUGUUCGAGAGUACAUGAAGACACCUCCUCUUGACGAGCUUCCUGACUUUGCUCUCAAGCCAUGGUACCGAAGCAAGAAGGUCCGCAAAGCGUGCGAGACAAGUAACGACAUAGCCGAGUUGAUCCUGUUGAGGAUGCACGAGGAGUUAUCCAUGAAGAUUGCAGAGCAGGAGGAUUUGAAGCGUGACUACAGACAGAGAUACGACUCGUACUUGCGUUUCACCAUGUCGGACGAUCCGGCCGCGGUCAAGAGCCGGGACCAUUUCGCCAGCUCUAGUGUCCCGCAUUCUUCGACGGCGACUACCAAACCGGUUGCUGUCCCCGAGGCCAAGCUGGAAGGCGGCAGACGAACUACUAAUCGCUUCUCUACCGAGCUUGAUCUUGAAUACGUCAUACAACAGUCGAUACGCGAGCACCAGGAAGCCCAAGAGAGGGAGGCGCGGACGCAGAGGGAAAAAUACCGCAGCGAGAAGGAGGCCGUGAUACCGGAAAUGUAUUGGACCCAAGAAGACCGUGAUAGAGAACUUUACCUGGAUACCACGGGCCUCCUUCCGGUGGACAGGCUCGUCGGCACCUGGCAGGUGUUACCGCCCGUCGUAAACUUUACGGAGGAAGAGGCCGAGCAGUUCGAGACGGCAUAUCUGGAGCUCCCCAAGCAGUGGGGCAACAUUGCUAAGCGCGUGCCAACUCGGGACUUCAAGGCCUGCAUCCAGUACUACUACGCCAAGAAGACAGAACUAAACUUGAAGGCCAAGCUUAAGAAGCAGCCGCGGAAACGUAAGAGGGGCCGCGCUAAGCAACGAAGUAGUGCCUUGGUAUCUGAACUUGGGAAUAUUGAGAAUGACGGAGAAGAGGGCCAGGAGAAUGGCGAGAACGGGGAGCGCCGUCGGCCGCGCCGCGCAGCAGCGCCAACAUGGGGCUUCGAGACCGCGGCCACGCCAACGGCGGACUCGGAUGGUACACAAUCCACCACUCCGGGCCGCCGGGGAGCUGGCUCCAAGAACGACAACGGAGGCGAGAAAGCCGAGACCAAGAAGGGACGGCGGACACGAGUGGCCAAGGACAAAGAUGCGAAGACGCCCAAGCCGGCGCAGGCUCUUGCCCCCACUCCUCCCGCCUCGAAGGCCAACAGGUCGCGAUCGAACUCGCGAGCCCAGGGCCCGGAGUGGGUGCAGCAGCCGCAGCCGCAGUCCGCAGUCGGCGAUGUUGGGCGCCUCCCAACGCAGUUCGAGAUGCCACCCGGCGGGAUGCAGCCACCUAUGGCUCCCGUGCAACAGGCACCCCUCGCCAGCCCCGAGAGGGUUCCUCUUCCGCUGCCCUCGUCCAUCUCGGAAGUUAUGGCGCCACCAUCUCUUCGGCCCGAACCUCUCCCGCCGCCAGCGAGCCUCCCUACCUUCGAUCUGGGGCAGGGAGCUGGGCUGGAUCGCGUGCGGACGCCUCAGCAGGCAUCAAGUUACUGGAGCGUCUCGGAAUCUAACGACUUCCCCGGUCUGCUGCGGUCCUUUGGCACGGACUGGGGUUCCAUCGCUGCUCACAUGCAGACUAAAACGGCAGUUAUGGUAAAGAACUAUUACGUUCGUCAGAAGGACGGUGGAAAACCAGAAUGGGGGCCAAUCGCCGCCGAGGCGGACGCUAAACGAGUCAGAGGCGAGAAGAGGCCGGCCCCGCCGACGCCGACGGCAGGCCCAAGAAAGAGAUACGACACGCCUUCCGUGCUCCAUCGAGCUUUGGUGGCAGCGGAUUCAACCGAGGAGGGGACCCAAGGCAAGCUGGAGGGCCAACUCUCGCCGCCGCCUAAUCAAGCGUUCACAUCCCGCUUCCAAGUACCGAUUGCACAAGCACCUGUGAAUCCACAGCCCCUGACCCAGCCAUCGCAGCAACAGAUGCAGGCUCAGGCGCAGGCGCAGCAGCAGCAGCAGCAACAGCAACAGCAACAGCACCAACAACAGCAUCAACAUCAGCAACAGCUCCACCAGCAGCAGCAACAACUGCAACAGCAGCCAGGUGGCAAUGUUGUAUCGCAAGAGUCGUCGCCGUCAAGCCGGCCUUUGAGGCCACCCCCGGUUCCGUUUGCGCAUCCUGAAAGGGAACCCGAGCCAGCAUCAUCCCAGCCGCCGCAACCAGCCGUUCGGAAACCUGCUGGCCCGCUCCUCGUUUCUUCUCCAGGUUCCGCUCCCGUGUCGGCGCCGCCAAUCACAGAGGCGAUGCCACGCGGGGCCUGGCAGAGUGACGUGGCUACGCAGCUUGCUCAGCUCGCACGGCAAAGAGAGACGCGCGAAGCCGGAGACAGGGCUGGGAGAGUGGAGCCCUCGCUCAGAGACCAACCGCGGCAGGCCGAGCGUGCACCACGGCUCAAGCAAGAACCCGAUGCGAUGUCUCACUAUGACUCGUCCUAUGCCCCUCCGCAACCCCAACGGGUCGGCACACCUCGGACAGAGCCCCUGUCUCUCUCGCGACAGCCCGAGCAGCAGCCUCGCACGGUUGCGCCAGCACCGCAGGCUUACGCACAGCCCAUUCAGGCCCAGCCUGGCAGGGGCAGUCUUCUCGGCGAUCCCGCGGCUGCUCAAUUCGCACCUUCUGCUGAACGGCCAAUUUCAAGCAUGCAGCGACCCGCCCCUGUUCCGGUCCAGGACCCUUUCAGCUCGGCGCCGGGCCCGGGACCUCAAGCUGCUCCGCCCGCAAUUUCGUCCGGGCCAUCUCGUAUGCCAGAGCGUAAGACUAGUAGUUUGAUGGCGUUGCUGAAUGAAGACCCACCGGGCCCCUCUCUGCAUUCGAAGAGGUUGAGCGAUGUAUCCUCAGGAUUGAGGCCUUCCGCCACUCCGCCUCCCCAGCAGGUGUCUGCGCGACCUCCUCCCCCGACGUCUACCCCGACUCCUCUUCGUCGGGAGACUGAAGCCCCUGUCUUCCCCUACUCUCGCAACGCGGGUCCAGCUUCAUCAAUUGUGCCGCCUCUCAAGCCAUACAGCACCCAGUCUCCUCAACCUCAUCAUUCGGGCGUGCCCAGGUCUUCCAUGGUCUCGCCCAUCGAGUCUGCAGCCCCUGGGUCCGAUAGGGACUAUUAUGUGAGGCAUGCGUAUCAGCCUCAGCACCAGCCCCAGGCUUCAAACUCUCCCCAGGCCCACCACUACCCUGGCCCGCCACAGCAUGCACAGCAGUCACAGAUGGCGUAUCCCCCGCAGCCGGCGUAUCCCCAGUAUGGCGUUCCUGCCUCGCAACCGCAUUCCGCUCCCCCGACGCCGCCAUUCGCCUCGCACCAGCUGCCUCCAGGCCGGCGCGAGCCUUCCAUGUCGGGUCGCGAAGCGACCUGGUCGCAGCAGGGCCCCUCUCAACAAGGCCAGCAACCCCCGCCGGCCGCGCUCCAGCAUCAGCAGCAAGCCGCCUGGCCGUCGAACCCGCCUCCCCACCAACAGGCUCCUCCCAAGGCCAGCCAGCCAGUGCGUGGGCCUUCGGCCUGGGGCGCCCAGCAUGGCGUGCCGGCGAAGGCCCAGCAGAGCAACGCAUCCAUGCCGCCCCAGCCCUCGUGGACGCCGGGCCCGCCACCCCAGCAGCAGCAGCAACAGCAGCAACAUCACAUGAGCAUGAGAGACGACCGCGGCCAACCGGGCUACCCAGUCCAUGACCCACGGGGCCAGGGUGCUGCGAUGCACCAACAGCAGCAGCAACAGCACCAGCAGCAGCAACAUCAGCACCACCAGUCCAUGGGCGGCCGCUUCCCCCUCCAGCCGGAACCCCGCCGGCCCGACCCCGGCCCGCCCCCUGGAGGACAGCCCGGCGGCGGCGGUGGCUACCCGAGAUACGCGACGAGCACGCCCGGGCCGGGACAACAGCAGCAGCAGCAGCAGCAGCCGAGGGAAGGGCGGAGCUACACGCCGGGCGGUUAUGGAGACCCCCGCCAGCAGCCACCCCAGCAGCAGCAGCCGCCGCCGCAGCAGCAGCAGUACGCAUCGCAGGACCAGAUGAGGGAGAUGCAGAUGCGGGAGAUGCAGAGGGACUCGCGCGAGGCGCAGGCGGCGCAGGCCGCUCAGGCUCAGGCGCAGGCUCAGGCGCAGGCUCAGGCGCAGGCUCAGGCGCAGGCUCAGGCGCAGCAGGGACAGCCGCAGGCGCAGGGACAGCCGCCGCAGCAGCAGCAGCCGCAGACUAUCUUGCAUAGGCAGCUGCGGCCGCAUGAGGCGUUUGAUCGGAUGCAGUCUGAUAGGUAUCGGUGA
Molecule: messenger RNA, 6720 nt
Organism: Phialemonium atrogriseum
Lineage: Eukaryota; Fungi; Ascomycota; Sordariomycetes; Cephalothecales; Cephalothecaceae
Exons: 3
Coding region: 1-6720 (2239 amino acids)
Biological process (GO): regulation of transcription by RNA polymerase II
Cellular component (GO): chromatin; Set3 complex
Source: RefSeq, a predicted model, not a curated record